CCAGCAUUGAUAUUGAUGGCUUUAUCUCUCUUUAUUUGCGUCUCGACCAGUCUCGUCGCACGAACACUUCGAACUGCAUGCAGACGGCAGUACACCCACGAGCAAGGAAUUUGUCAGAAUUCUGCAUCCAGGUGACGAGCCAUGGUGCCAUAUAACACAUAGAGCAAGUCCGUCUUCCAGUCGGACUCAUUCACACACACCCUGACUCCUUCAACGUUUAUUCAAGAUGCUGCGUGCAACCCUCUCUUCACCUAGGUCAUUGGCUACUCGUAGCUCGUCUGCAAUUUAUCGCACUCUCUUCGUGCGAGAGUAUGCAGUGGCGCCGUCCACCGGCUCUACGGGGACGAUUUCUCCAGAAAUAUUGCAUGCUCGUCGUACGCCGAAGAAAGAAGGUACUAUUGCAGAUGUAUUCGAUUUAACAGGAGCUCCUCCCCUUCCCCAACGGUUCUCUGAUUUGAAGAAAGAGAUUUACCAUGACGGUAUAAUUCAGAGCUGGAGAGAGGUCUUAGACGAGCUGAAAGUCACGACCGAAGAGAUUGCGUCCGAAGGUGGUAGGGUAGGACUUGACUCAUAUUUAGAUUGUAUUUCAUUAGCUAAGCAAGGUGAGGAGCAAAAGAAAUCAAUCAAGAAGACAGGUACCGUGAUUGUUAAGGGUGGUGUUCUCAAGGAUGAAGCCUUAGCGUGGAAGCAAGCGAUCAGAGAUUACGCAGCCGCCAAUGGAGAUAAAGUGAAGGGAACCCCGGCAGAAAACAUUGUGUUCUAUGAGGUAUACAACUCAAAGGCUCAGGUAGCAGCAAGAACGCACCCCGCUCUCAUCAACACACAACGUGCACUUUUGACUCUGUGGCACUCUUCUGAUCCUUCUACGCCGGCGGAUUUCUCGACUCCCAUUAGCUACUUUGAUCGACUCCGUAUCCGUGCUCCUGGUCCUAGUAGCUUUACUCUAGGUCCUCAUAUUGACGGUGGAGGCCUUGAAAGGUGGGAGGAUCCUGGCUACCGUGCUUGUUUCGCACGUAUCCUGGAGGGUCGUUGGAAAGAACACGACCCGUUUGAUGCCACACCGAGGCUCGAUGCUAAACAAGAUCUAUACCAUGCACCGAACCAAUGCUCAGUAUUCCGUCCAUGGCAAGGAUGGACCUCCAUGUCGACCACUGGUCCUCGAGAAGGCACACUACGUUUGCUUCCUUUCCUCUCCCUUUCCACUGCCUAUAUCAUCCUCCGACCUUUCUUCCGACCCAAGCCAGGCAGAAUUGUAGAUGGCAAAGUCUCUUUGACUGCGGAUGAUUGGGAACUGAACUUAGACGGUACCGACUUCCCUGGAAGCCAAAUGGCUAAAGCACAAUUGCUCAACGAGGAGACUCAUCCUCACCUGCGAAUCGAUAAGGCGAUGAUUUCGUUGCCUCAGAUGGAACCGGGCGAUCAGGUCUACUGGCACUGUGAUUUGGUUCAUGCCGUCGAGGCUGAACAUAUUGGAAAGGGCGACUCGUCCGUCUUGUAUAUACCCGCCACCCCACUGACUGUUAAGAAUGCAUCUUACCUUCGCGACCAGCGGGAUAACUUCAUCGCCGGAUAUCCUCCUCCUGAUUUCCCUGGAGGCGAAGGUGAAGCCGGCUUCAAAGGUCGUGCGACAGUCGACGAUGUUGCUUCAGGACUGGGCCGCCGCCUGCUUGGUCUGGAGCCUUUCGAAGUCCCCUCCAAUGCAAGUGCAGGGGUGGCCAAAGUUAUCAAACAAGCUAACGCCAUUCUCUUCUGAUUUGAACGUGUAUGCCUGUUCCUCGCUUUGUAUUUCUGCUGUACUUUUAGGAUAUGGCCACCACACACGCCUGAAUGUCAGGCAUCGUUGUACAGUGCCUUCAGGGUUCUAUACGGUGCUUUGCCUUCUUCGGUAUGUUGCUUCUCAAAGCCAGGUAUCUAUCAGUCAGACGCUAUGAGUAUCGCGGAUAGAAUAGUGCUCGAGAACUCACAUGUUCACCUUCCGUUGUAUUUCAUGGCGGUCGUUCUGUUGAACUUCAAUUUCGUCUAACACUAGGCUCGUCUCUACGACGCCGAAAGUACGCACCAUGGCUCCUUCGGCGACUCGGCGGCCGACGAUCUUACUCUUUGGGGCAUAUGGUGUCAGAAAUUUUACAGCGCCUGAGGGCAUCUUCCUGAUGUCAUCUAUUGGCGAGUGUUGGCGGUGAUCUCUUCGUAUUCAUUCAGCAGCGUGUCAGGAACCGGAAAUCCAUAGCAUUUGCCCAAAAUGGGCUGUCUUGUU
Molecule: messenger RNA, 2254 nt
Organism: Somion occarium
Lineage: Eukaryota; Fungi; Basidiomycota; Agaricomycetes; Polyporales; Cerrenaceae
Source: the annotation of a GenBank genome assembly